This is a messenger RNA of Closterium sp. NIES-65, 2796 nucleotides long. The record is from the annotation of a GenBank genome assembly. Lineage: Eukaryota; Viridiplantae; Streptophyta; Zygnematophyceae; Desmidiales; Closteriaceae.
AUGCCUUUCUUUUCUAGAGUGUGCUCUCGGUUCGUCAACUUGAGUGGGACGACCAGAGACCUGCAGCAGAGGGUUGCUGCUGGAGAGACCCUCGAGAGUGUGCUCCUGGAGGCGUUUGCUGUUGUGCGCGAAGCUUCCAAGAGAGUUCUUGGCCUGAGGCCGUUUGAUGUCCAGCUCAUAGGUGGCAUGGUGCUGCAUGACGGGCAGAUCGCUGAGAUGCGGACGGGGGAAGGCAAGACGCUGGUUGCUGUGCUCCCUGCCUACCUCAACGCGCUCACAGGUGUAGGGGGCAUGGUGCUGCAUGACGGGCAGAUCGCUGAGAUACGGACGGGGGAAGGCAAGACGCUGGUUGCUGUGCUCCCUGCUUACCUCAACGCGCUCACAGGUAAGCAAGGGCGUGCGUAUGGGCGAGUGAGACCCCUCCUGGGAAGCAAGGGCGUGCAUGUGGUGACAGUCAACGAUUACUUGGCUCGUAGGGAUGCCGAGUGGGUGGGGCAGAUUCACAAGUAUCUCGGUCUGUCUGUCGGCCUCAUUCAACAGGGCAUGACGGCGCAGCAGAGGAGGGAGAGCUACGCGUGCGAUGUCACAUACGUCACCAACAGCGAGCUUGGAUUCGACUACCUCCGAGACAACCUUGCCACUUCCAAGAUGGACCUAGUUGUACCCUCCUUCAACUUCUGCAUAAUCGAUGAAGUUGACUCCAUUCUGAUUGACGAGGCCCGCACGCCGCUCAUCAUAUCAGGGCCGGCAGAGAAGCCCAGCGAGCGAUACCUCGUAGCUGCCAAGAUCGCUGCUGCCUUUGAACGAGACGUGCACUACACGGUUGACGAGAAGCAAAAGGUUGUUCUCUUAACAGAGAUAGGGUACGAGGAAGCAGAGCUGGUGCUCAAAGUGACGGAUCUGUACGAUCCCAAAGAGCAGUGGGCCUCCUUCCUCCUCAACGCCAUUAAAGCCAAGGAGCUCUUCACCAAGGACGUACAGUACAUUGUGCGCGACGGCGCGGUGCUUAUAGUGGAUGAGUUUACAGGGAGGAUAAUGGAGGGGCGGCGGUGGAGCGAAGGCGUGCAUCAAGCAGUGGAGGCGAAAGAGGGGGUGGCAAUACAGAACGAAACAGUCAGCCUCGCUUCGAUCAGCUAUCAAAACUUCUUUCUCCAGUACCCCAAGCUGUGUGGUAUGACCGGCACGGCAGCCACAGAGGCAGACGAGUUUGGUGGCAUCUACAAGCUGGCUGUGGCCGAGGUCCCCACCAACCGGCCCCUGCAGAGAAAGGACGAGCAAGAUGUAGUUUACCGCACGUCAGUGGGCAAGUGGAAAGCAGUGGUGGCGGAUGUGAAGGGGCGCCAUGCAGAGGGGCGGCCAGUGCUGGUGGGCACCACAUCGGUUGAGAUCAGUGAGGCGCUGUCGGCCAAGCUGAAGGAAGCAAAUGUUCCUCACCAGGUUCUCAAUGCCAAACCAGAGAAUGUGGAGAGAGAAGCAGAGAUAGUGGCACAGAGUGGGCGAGUGGGGGCGGUGACAAUAGCAACCAACAUGGCUGGGCGGGGAACUGACAUUCUUCUGGGCGGCAAUGCAGAGUUCAUGGCCCGUCUCAAGCUUAGAGAGGCUCUCAUGCCCAGAGUGGUGAAGGCAGACGACGUGGCGUUCAUAUUCCAAGGCAAAACGAAGAUUGCUGUCAAACGAACCUGGACGGUGCCCCCCAGUCUCUUCCCCUGUCCGCUCUUGCCUGACCUCACUGAUGCCGUGAACGAGGCGGUGCAAGCAGCAGUGGAGGCGUGGGGGAGCAGUUCGCUCACAGCACUGGAGGCAGAGGACAGGCUGGCAUUUGCAUGUGAGAAGGGCCCCACGUCCGACCCGGUGGUGAAGCAGCUGAGAGCAGCCUUUGAGGCCGUGGAGGGGGAGUAUCGGCGAUUCACAGAGGAGGAGAAGCGGAAAGUGAUUGCUGCAGGGGGGCUGCAUGUGAUCGGCACAGAGCGACACGAGUCGAGACGCGUGGACAACCAGCUACGUGGCCGCAGCGGUCGGCAGGGGGACCCAGGCAGCUCUCGCUUCUUCCUCAGUCUGGAGGACAAUCUUUUAAGAGUGUUCGGGGGAGAGCGCAUCGACGGGCUGAUGAGGGCCUUCCAUGUGGAGGAUCUGCCCAUCGAGUCGCCGUUUCUGAACCGAGCGCUGGAGGAUGCGCAGCGGAAGGUGGAGAACUACUACUUCGACAUUCGCAAGCAGCUGUUUGAGUACGACCAGGUGCUGAACAGCCAGCGGGAGCGGUUCUACUCGGAGAGGAGGAGAGCGCUGGAGACAGAGGAUCUCGAAGGGCUGAUGCUGGAGUAUGCACAGCUGACCAUGGACGACAUUGUCAAUGCGAACAUCGACCCAUCACUGUCACAGGAGGAGUGGAACUUCGAGGCUCUUACAAAGAAGGUCAAACAGUACUGUGCUCUGCUUACGGAUUUAUCAAUCGAUGACAUUAUCUAUCACAGCGACACUGUAGACACCCUGAGGGAUUAUCUGCACCAACGCAGCAAAGACGCCUACUACACAAAGAAGGCAGAGGUAGAAUCGGCAGUCCCAGGGUUAAUGAGGGAUGCAGAGCGGUACUUUGUGCUCACUCAGAUGGAUCUGCUCUGGAAGGAGCAUCUGCAGGCGCUCAGAUUCACCCAGCAGGCCGUGGCUUUAAGGGGCUAUGCUCAACGAGACCCUCUUAUCGAGUACAAGCUUGAAGGGUACAACCUGUUUCUUGCAAUGAUGGGGCAGAUCCGGCGAAAUGUCAUUUAUUCCGUGUAUCAGUUCAAUCCAGUCCAGUGA